Molecule: messenger RNA, 1218 nt
Organism: Naegleria fowleri
Lineage: Eukaryota; Heterolobosea; Eutetramitea; Acrasida; Naegleriidae
Exons: 2
Coding region: 1-1218 (405 amino acids)
Source: RefSeq, a predicted model, not a curated record
AUGUCAUCCUCCGUAAACAAAUUUAAAAUUCUAAUUCUAGGAGGGUAUGGUGUAUUCGGGAAGCGAUUAACUUCGGAAUUGAUGAAAAUACCACAUUUCUCCAACAAGACAAACGUUGGAACAAAUUUUGAUAUUAUUAUUGGAGGAAGAAAUUUGCAGAAUGCUCAAGAGUUUGCUCAUCGGCUGAAUGCGGCCAAGCCAAUCAAUAAUGGCCAUUCAUCACCAUUUACAGCAUCUGCUUCUGGAAUUUCAGUGGAUAUUCACAAUGAACAACAUUUCAAAAAGACUCUACGGGAAUUGCAACCAAAUCUUGUCAUUCAUACUUGUGGACCAUUUCAGGGACAAAAUUAUCAUGUUGCUGAAGAGUGUAUUGAGAAUGGAGUUCAUUAUUUGGAUUUGGCAGAUUCCAGAGAAUUUGUAUCUCAAUUUUCAAAACAUUUGAAUGAAAAAGCAUUGAAACAUAAUGUUGUGGCCAUCUCUGGAGUAAGCACAGUUCCUGGAAUUUCCUCCUCAGUGAUUGAUUAUUGCUCACGAGAACACAAUGAAUUUGGUUUUACAGAAAUUCACAAAGUAGAAUGCAGUGUAAGCCCUGGAAACAGAGCUCCAAGAGGAGAAUCUACCAUGAGAGCUGUGUUAAGCUAUUGUGGGAAGCCAAUUCCUAUGGUUGAAAAUAAUACGAAAAUUAAUGUGAUUGGAUGGCAGGGCUUGAAGCAAAUUCAAUUGAAGGGCCUUUCAUCAACACGAUAUGUCUCCUAUUGUGACGUUCCUGAUAUUGAUCUCUUUCCAGAAUAUUAUCCUCAUUUAAAAGAAUACAAAUUCAGAGCUGGAUUAGAAUUGGGAAUUUUUCAAUUUGGUUUGUUAGGAAUGUCUUAUUUGACUCGAAUGGGAAUUGUGAAUGAUUGGGCAAGCAAAGCACCUCUUCUCAAAAAGAUCAGUGAAUGGUUUUAUAACAUGGGAACUGAUUCUGGAGGAAUGCAAAUGAUAAUGACAGGAAAGGAUCGUCAACACAAUGAGAAAAUUGUUCAAUUCGAUUUAAUAGCCCUGAAAGGAGAUGGACCACAAAUUCCUUCAACACCAGCAGUCAUUCUCGCCCGAAAGAUUGCACAAAAUGAAUUGAAAGUGGGUGCUCAACCAUGUAUUGGUCAGUUCACAUUGGAUGAGCUUAUGGCUGCUUUAAAAGAGUUCAACAUUUCUCAUUCGUUUUCGGUUGGGAAAUGA